AUGGCUGCUGCUCGACCCAUCCUCAGUCUCAUCUCCCUCAUCCUCCUCGCCGGCGGUCUCCUCCUCCAAUUCCUCGUCGUGCUUUCCGGCGGCAUCCAAGCCUUUCCCGUCAACCUAGUAUACUUCCUCCAAGUAUCCACCAACGGAAUCACUCCUGCGCCGCGCAACCCAUCGCGAUGGACGUUCUGGGCCAUCUGUGGUGUUGUAGACGGGCGCAAUGGCAACUGCGGCGCAGUCGUCCCUGCGCUGCCGUUUGAUCCACCACGGAACUUCGGCACGACCGAGGGCGUUCCUCCGGGGUUCACCGGCACAAAUGAAUACUUCUACCUCUCCCGCUGCAUGUUCGCGUUCUACCUCAUCGCACUGUUCUUCGCCUCUUGCGCCUUGCUCACCGGACUACUCGCGCUCUUCAGCCGGCUCGGUGGGUACAUCUCUGGCCUGAAUACGAUUCUCGCUUGCUUGUUCCAAGCCACCGCCGCGGCACUCAUGACUGCAUGGACGGUCCUCGGACGCAACCGCUUCCGAAGUAACGGGCAGGACGCCCAGCUCGGCAGGUACGCAUACGGAUUCACCUGGGCUGCGGUGGCUUGCUACUUCCUCUCCACGAUCCUCUUCUGCUUGUCUGGUCGAGUAGGCAAGGAUAAAUACUCGUCGAAGAGCGGUGGUGGCUUCCUUGGCCGAAAGCGAAGUACUAGGUCGCGCGGCAGCUUCAUCGAUGGCGAGAGCCAGCGCCGCGUUAAGGAUGACUAUUCGUAA
Molecule: messenger RNA, 756 nt
Organism: Coniosporium apollinis CBS 100218
Lineage: Eukaryota; Fungi; Ascomycota; Dothideomycetes
Exons: 4
Coding region: 1-756 (251 amino acids)
Biological process (GO): fungal-type cell wall organization; cortical actin cytoskeleton organization; septin cytoskeleton organization
Cellular component (GO): plasma membrane; cell cortex; membrane raft
Source: RefSeq, a predicted model, not a curated record